Molecule: messenger RNA, 663 nt
Organism: Arabis nemorensis
Lineage: Eukaryota; Viridiplantae; Streptophyta; Magnoliopsida; Brassicales; Brassicaceae
Source: the annotation of a GenBank genome assembly
AUGGCGGAUUUUACUACCUCUAUUGAGAAGCUCAAUAACAACAAUUAUGGGUCAUGGAGUACUCGUAUGAAGUUUUAUUUGCUCGGGCAAGAUUUAUGGGAUAUUGUGAACGGAGCUGAGACGACGCCACCAAGAGAAGCAAGAAGCACAUACACAACUUCUGACACCUCAACCUCAACACCGGUGAAAUCUCUUUGUGAUGAGAUUUCUAAGCUAGAUCCUGAAAAUGGAAUUACACAGACCAGAAUGAAAAGAAUUAUCAUUCAUGGUCUUAAGCCAGAAUACAAGAGUAUUAUCACGGCGACUCGGGGAUGGGCUACCGAGCCAACUUUAGCCGAUCUAGAGAAUUUGCUAAUCAAUGAGGAGGAUCUAGAUAAAUCCACGCUUAGCGGACCAACCAACGGUGAAGAGACAGCGUUAUUCACCAAUAGAAGAAGCAUGCAAGGGGAGCUCGUGGAGCUCAAAAUAAUCAUGGUGGUCAGAACUGAUGGCAACAAAAUAAUAAUCAAAGCGAUGAAUGUUACAAUUGCGGCAAGAAGGGACAUUAUGCAAGGAAUUGCUGGUCCAAGAAAAUUGAAGGAAAUGCUGCAACAUCUUCAAGGAAUGAAGGAAAUYGAGAAGAAGAUUGGGAAUUUGAAACUUCUUUUUCUAUGGAGGAAGUAA